UUAUUUAAAGGUUGCUACUACUCAGCAGCUCCAAGCUCACACAGAUCCAGUAAUCUAGCUCUGCAGUUGCAGCUAGCAAUGGCCAUGGAGCUCUCUAGCCUGAGGAGGUGCCACCAUCAUCUGGCACUGCUACUGCUCUUCCUGCUGGCAGGCUCCUCCAUAGCUUUGCCGGUGCAGCCUGAGAUGGAAAGGGUGCGUUGGCAGGUUGACAGGGUCAACCGGAGGGGCCCGUCCAUCGGGCUCGUCAUGUCGUACAUCGAUGAGGCCACUGCUCUCCAAUCCUCCGGCUACUUCAGACCUUGGCAUGCUCUCCCAUUCGUUGACCUCUAUGGAAGAAGGUUUCACAUCGGGAGUAUUAGAGGAGUCAAUGUUAUAUAUGCACUGACAGGACAACGCAGGUUGAAUGCGGCUGUCACUGUACAGACUCUCAUCGACGUCUUUAGUGUAUCUGGCAUUGUUCAUUAUGGCACAGCAGGAAGUUCUAAUGAUUCAAUGUCAUUUGGCGAUGUCAGUGUUCCCAAAUUUGUUGCUUAUACAGGGGCUUGGACAUGGAAGAAGUUCAAAUCAUUUAAAGAGUCAGAUUCAGAACUUAGCUUUGGAGAAUUUAACGUUCCAAAUGGAGGAGAGAAUCUUCUAGGAGCACUGAAAUUCAGAAAUGAGGAACUAUACUCAGUGGGAAAGCCUAUGAAGGAAGUUUUCUGGUUAUCCGUAGAUUCAACAUGGUUCAAAAUCGCACAAGAACUCAAGGUUACACUUGAAAGGUGUAACAACACUUUCUGCUUGCCAACAACCCCAAAGGUAGUCUAUGGGCUAAAAGGAUCGUCAGCAGAUAUGUUUCUAGACAAUGCAGAAUAUAGGAAGUUCCUUUUCAGAGAAUUUGGUGUGUCAACAGUAGAUGAGGAGAGUGCAGCAGUGGUUAUGACAACAACAUCUCCUGGCAUACCUGUGAUUGUAUUCCGGGGAGUUUCUGAUUUGGCUGGAGGGGAGCCAACAUGGUCGUCGACAAGCCUGAUGAACCUGGCAUCUAUUAAUGCACUCAAAGUGGCAGUGGAGUUCAUUGGUACAGUAGGCAAACAGAAGUCAACAACGCUAGCAGAAAGUGCUAGUAACUGAAGGAAAAAAAAUGGCCCCCAAGCUCAUCCAAUAAUGCCAAGGAAUAACAUAUUACAGCACUAAUUGGAAAGUGCAUUCAGAAUUAUAUGCUAUUGGAAAGUGCAUUCAGAAUUAUAUGCUUUCCUAGCUUCAAUUGCAUGUCCUCUCAAAUAAAGGAUACAAGUGUUUUAUAUGUAUGCAACUUGUAAGCAUACAUGAGCCAAUUAUUUUAUGUUUUUAUUGCAAGAGGAAUAACAGAUGGUGUUGCUUUCUUAUGAGAAGUCAACAAAUUUCAUCAGCACAAAAGUUUAAACCAUGACCCUGAAGUACACCAAAAAUGUAAAGAGAAAACAAAUAAGACAUGAGAAAGCUUUGCUGUGGAGAAAAGGUUCUC
Molecule: messenger RNA, 1486 nt
Organism: Oryza brachyantha (malo sina)
Lineage: Eukaryota; Viridiplantae; Streptophyta; Magnoliopsida; Poales; Poaceae
Product: bark storage protein A-like
Exons: 6
Coding region: 79-1113 (344 amino acids)
Biological process (GO): nucleoside metabolic process
Molecular function (GO): catalytic activity
Source: RefSeq, a predicted model, not a curated record